AUGGAUGGAAAGACGGACGUGGAGGUUCAUAGAAUCCACUUCCGGAAGGUUUUUACACUUGUGCUAGAGCACAAGUUGAUCGCGAACCUCAAGAAGCGUAUAUUCGCAGCGAACGAAAUACCACUUCUUGGCUGCAUCGUGGGCAAACACGGUGUACGCCCUGAUCCGGAAAAGAUCAAGGCGCUUAGCGACUGGCCUGUGCCAGUCGACGUCAAGAGACCUCGAAAAUGCCUUGGCUUGGCGGCGUACUUGCACAAGUACUCGCGCAACUAUGCCGAGAUGACCGUACAUCUCUCUCUUCUGCUAAAGAAAACCGAGAGGUGGUCAUGGAGCGCUGAGUGUCAGCACUCUUUUGAAGUCAUCAAGAAAAGAAUGAUACAAUCGCCUGUGUUGGCAAUUGCAGACCAGGACAGACCACUUCAUGUGGUCUGUGACGCCAGCGAUAUUCCAAUCGACUGCGCGUUAAUGCAGUGCUACUCACACGGCAUUGAGCGUGUCGUCAGUUACUAA
Messenger RNA from Peronospora matthiolae, 510 nucleotides. Lineage: Eukaryota; Oomycota; Peronosporomycetes; Peronosporales; Peronosporaceae. The record is from the annotation of a GenBank genome assembly.